Molecule: messenger RNA, 198 nt
Organism: Prunus armeniaca (apricot)
Lineage: Eukaryota; Viridiplantae; Streptophyta; Magnoliopsida; Rosales; Rosaceae
Source: the annotation of a GenBank genome assembly
AUGUCAAACUUGUCGAGGGUGUUGGAGAGGCAACAGAAACAAAGGGAAGAAAUCCAGCGUAGAUGUGCUCAAGAAGAUCGGGACGCCGAUGAAGAAGAGGAACAAAUGCUUGCAGCAGCGGUGUGUAUGAUGGAUCAAUCAAGGCAACACCGUCGUCGUCGUGCCCCGAAUGUGGACAGACGUAGGGAGUCUCGGUAA